This is a messenger RNA of Delphinapterus leucas (beluga whale), 1187 nucleotides long. NCBI's taxonomy places the organism in Eukaryota, Metazoa, Chordata, Mammalia, Artiodactyla, Monodontidae. The record is from RefSeq and is a predicted model, not a curated record.
AGGAAGGGAGAGAGAUGAUUUGCCGGGUCUCCACUCUGCAGGUGCACAGAACUUGCCAGGAAGAUCGGAGGUGCUGAGCAGUGGUGACCGCACCCACCAGCUUCCCAGGAGACAGCUGGUGCCUAAGCCCUACGUGCAGCUCAGUUUCCUCCCAACACUGUCCCAAAGAAGAAAUGCAUUCCUUCCAGCAGCGGCCACUACUGCCACCGGGCGCAGCACCUGGACAGACGAUGUACCCCCCAAACUGGCAGGGGGGAGGAAAGGACCCGGUUUUCCUCGCCAAGGGCUUCAGUCUGCUGAAUUUGAACCACCAGCAGCCAGGAGGAAACAGGGACCGGCAGACGUCAAAGGGGCUUGAGAACAACCUGUACAACCAGUACGAGGAGAAGGUGCAGCCCUGCAGUGACCUCAUCGACUCCCUGCGGGCCCUGGGUGUGGAGCAGGGCCUGGUCCUGCCGGCCAUCGCUGUCACUGGGGACCAGAGCUCGGGCAAGAGGUCCGUGCUGGAGGCGCUAUCGGGGGUCGCCCUUCCCAGAGGCAGUGGAAUCAUAACCAGGUGUCCGCUGGUGCUGAAACUGACAAAGCCGGAGUGCAAGUGGACAGGGAGAAUCAGCGGCCGGAAGACGGAGCUCCAGGUGCAGGACCCCUCGGUGGGGAGGGAAAUACGUAAAGCCCAGGAUGCCGUAGCUGGGAAUGGAGUUGGCAUUAGCCACGAGCUCAUUAGUCUGGAGAUCGCCUCCCCUGAGGUUCCAGAUCUGACCCUCCUUGAUCUUCCCGGCAUCCCCAGGGUGGCCGUGGGAAACCAGCCCCAUGAUGUCGGGCAUCAGAUCAAGGCACUUGUCAAAAAGUACAUCCAGAGGCAGCAGACAAUCAACUUAGUGGUGGUCCCCUGCAACGUGGACAUCGCCACCACGGAGGCACUGAGCAUGGCUCAGGAGGUGGACCCCGAUGGAGACAGGACCAUAGGAAUCCUGACCAAACCAGAUCUAGUGGACAAGGGCGCUGAGAAAGGUGUCCUGAAAGUCAUGCAGGACCUCACAUACCAUCUCAAGAGAGGUUAUAUGAUAGUGAAGUGCCGGGGUCAGCAGGAGGUCACGAACAAGCUGAGCUUGGCCGAAGCAACCAAGGAGGAAAUGAUGUUCUUUCAAACACAUCCGCACUUCAGUGUCUACCUGCUCGGGCUGUAA